Fulvia fulva is the source of this 813-nucleotide messenger RNA. Its product is annotated as Isopentenyl-diphosphate Delta-isomerase. Gene Ontology annotation, biological process: isoprenoid biosynthetic process; isopentenyl diphosphate biosynthetic process. The record is from RefSeq and is a predicted model, not a curated record. Gene Ontology annotation, molecular function: isopentenyl-diphosphate delta-isomerase activity. The coding region runs from base 1 to 813 and encodes 270 amino acids. The transcript has a single exon. NCBI's taxonomy places the organism in Eukaryota, Fungi, Ascomycota, Dothideomycetes, Mycosphaerellales, Mycosphaerellaceae. Gene Ontology annotation, cellular component: cytoplasm.
AUGACCGAAACGAUCAAAAGCAUGACCGAAACCAUGGUGCAGACUCAUUCUGCUUCUGCAGAGAACAUCCUACGCCUUUUCCCAGAGAUCAACACCGAGCUCGCUACACAAACCAAAUCCGCAACUCAAGAUGCCGACCUCGCUGGCUACGACGAGGAGCAGAUCCGGCUCAUGGACGAGGUCUGCAUUGUACUAGACGAGAACGAUGUACCAAUUGGCAGUGCAAGCAAGAAGGUGUGCCAUCUCAUGGAGAACAUCAACAAAGGCCUCCUUCACCGCGCAUUCUCCGUCUUCCUCUUCGACUCGCAGAACCGAUUGCUGCUGCAACAACGAGCUUCCGAGAAGAUCACCUUCCCAGACCUCUGGACCAACACUUGCUGCUCCCACCCACUUGGCGUGCCAGGCGAGACUGGUGCAACUCUCGAUGCAGCGAUCGCGGGUGUCAAGCGUGCGGCGGUACGGAAGCUUGACCAAGAGCUGGGCAUCAAGGCACAUCGAGUACCAAUUGAGAAGUUCGACUUCUUGACAAGAAUACACUACCUCGCACCGAGCGACGGCAAGUGGGGGGAGCACGAGAUUGACUACAUCCUGUUCAUCAAGGCCGACGUUGAUGUGAAGGAGAACCCGAACGAAGUGCAGGCGACCAAAUACGUUACGCCAGAAGAGUUGAAGAAGGACUUUCAAGAUCCGAGCCUCAAAUUCACGCCGUGGUUCAAGCUCAUUUGCAACAGCAUGCUGUUUGAGUGGUGGGAGAACUUGGACACCGGCUUGGACAAGUACAAUGGUGAGAGGGAGCUGAGAAGGAUGUUAUGA